UCUCCCGUUCCGUUACAGAACGGCCGUUCUGUAACGGAUUUUGGAUUUGCCGUUCCGCGAAAUCCCGUUACGGAACGCCAUAAUAAAAUUCACAUACUUCUCGCCGCGUUGUCCGUUCCGUAACGCGAACUCGCCGCGUUAGAACGCUUUUAUCCCCUUACAUCCGUUUUUUUCAAACAUUGGCCAAAUUCUUUCUAUAAUUUAAUUCUAUAGUUGAUGAAACAUGAUAUUCUAUUAGAUUUGAUUAUAUUAUGUUGUAAUAAUGCUUCAUAAACUAAAAAAUGCAAAUAAAGUUGAAACAUAUUUAUGUGAAUUUUUUAAAAAAAUUCACGUCGCGUCGGCCGCGAAACGUUCUAUUUGCCCGUUACAAGCCGUUCCCGCGAAAACGUGACCGUUCCCGCGAACGCGACCGCGUUUUUUUUCCCUGGCUGGGCUGGAUCGCUUUCGUGGACGUUGAGCCGGGCUUAAAAAAUCUGGCCCACCAAUUUCACAAUUCGAGUUGGACUGGACGGGGCUUUUUGCGGGCUCAGCCCAUACGGCCCAAGAGGCGGGUUGGGCUGGAUUGGCUCGCUCUCCUGGCCAUCUCUCAAGAAUUUACAGUCUGAUAAUAUUAGUAUAUCUCCGUACAAUCCAAUGAUUCAACUUCCAAAGCACCAUGACCAAAGGACAAGCAUGGAAUCUAACCCAAGCGGCAAUGAAACUGCAAAAUAUUUUCUAAGACAGGGCAAGGCAUACAGCUUGGCCGCCUGGAACGUUAGAAGACCGGCAUUGGUGGCUAUGCGGGUUCCAUCUCCUUGUUCAUGGAAAGCGAAAUGAAAUCCGAAUGGGAGAUGCGAAUGGUAGUAGACAAAGACGUAGAUAUAGUAAAGUUGGACUGAAACUGGAAGGAGGGACAGAGGCAAUGCCACUAGAAGAAGAUCAUGAAAUGAGGAUAAGUGAAAAUCUAAGGAUUACAUGUGCCAAUUUGAUAAUCAUGGAAUUGGGGACAAUACUCUUAUCUUUGAAAGUCCUGGUCCAAAUUUAGGUGGAGGACCAAGAUGGUUUUCUCCACUGGACUGCAGUCCAAGUCCAAGUGGUUCCUCCUGUAAUAAUGGACAAACGUUCUUAAAGCCCAAGCCCAAGCCCAAGCCCAAGCCCAAGCCCGAGCCCAAGCCCAUCCUUCUUUAUCUCCCUGGGAUUGAUGGCACUGGGCUUGGACUUGUAAGGCAGCACCACAAACUUAGACAGUUAUUUGAAGUAUGGUGUUUGCAUAUUCCUGUUAUGGAUCGAACACCAUUUCCAGAAUUAGUGAAGUUGGUGGAAGGCACAGUGAGAUCAGAGUAUAAAUUGACACCAAACAGGCCUAUUUAUCUUAUCGGAGAGAGUGUAGGAGGCUGCCUUGCUCUAUCUGUGGCUGCCAAUAAUCCUCACAUUGAUCUUAUGCUCAUUGUCGCUAACCCAGCUACUUCUUUUGGCAGGUCGAAACUCCAACUGCUGAAACCUUUGUUGGCAUCAAUGCCGAACCAAUGCUUUCACAGAGGUGAAACUAUGAGCAUGAUUAAAGAUGCCGUGCUCAAAAGGCUUCCACAACCACAAGUUGUAGAAAACAUAUUUGAGGCUUUUCAUACUAUCAUAUCCUACUAUUCUGUUGUUACUAACAUUCUAUCAGUAAGAACUUUAUUAUGGAAGAUAGAAAUGUCUAAGGCUGCUUCUUCAUAUACCAAUUCGAGACUCCAUGCCAUCAAAGCUCCAACUUUGAUUCUAUCCAGUGGUGGAGAUAUAUUACUGCCAAGUUUGGAGGAAGGUGAAAGGCUCUGUAGUGUGCUAUCAAAUUGUGAUAUAAGAAGGUUUAAGGAUAACGGUCAUUUCUUAUUCCUGGAAGAUGGUGUGGAUUUGGUAUACACAAUUAAAGGGGUUCAUUUCUAUCGUCGUGGAAAAUGUUAUGAUUGUGUUGCAGAUUAUGUGCCACCAACCCCUUCCGAAUAUAGAAGAGGGGCACACCAAUAUUGGUUGUUUGAUCCAGCUACCGCUCCAGUGAUGUUUUCAACCUUGGAGAAUGGAGAGAUUGUAAAUGGGCUUGCAGGCUUUCCUAAUGACGGACCAACGUUACUGGUUGGUUAUCAUUUGUUAACUGGAGUUGAGCUGGUUCCUUUGGUGGCUUCAAUUUUUGAGCAGAAAAACAUAAUUAUACGUGGACUGGCACACCCCAUACUAUUCACAAAGUCAAAAGAUGCAAAAUAUUUUGAUUUUGCAGUAUUUGAUCCUUUCAGAGUUAUGGGCGCUGUUCCUGUAUCUGGUGUUAAUUUGUUCAAGUUACUUGCUUCCAAAUCACAUGUUCUACUCUAUCCAGGAGGCAUGAGAGAGGCAUGUCAUCGCAAGGGUGAAUUUUACAAGUUAUUCUGGCCAGAAGAGCCUGAAUUUGUCCGGAUGGCAGCAACAUUUGGAGCCAAAAUUGUUCCUUUCGGCGUUGUGGGUGCAGAUGAUAUCUUUGAACUACUUGCAGAUUAUGAUGAUUUAGCAAGCAUUCCUUUCAUCAAGGAAGCAAUUGAAGCAGAAACAAGUCUAGGAGUGAAGUUGAGGACAGAGAGAAGUGGUGAAGUUGCAAACCAACCAAUACACAUUCCUAUUGUACUCCCCAAAGUUCCAGGACGUUUAUAUUUCUUGUUCGGGAAGCCAAUAGAAACAGCAGGGAGGAGGCAAGAACUAAUGGAUAAGCAGAAAGCUGAAGAACUGUAUCUACAUGUGAAGUCAGAGGUUGAAAGAUCUCUUGCUUUUUUGAAGGAGAGACGAGAGCAUGAUCCAUACAGAUAUCUAUUUUCUCGCUUGUUAUAUCAGUCUAUUCAUGGCUUUACCGCUCAAAUACCAACAUUUGAACUUUAGUUAAGUAGGCAUCUUUUUUUGAGGAAAACUCAUUUUUUUUAUAAUGUUUGUAAUAAGUGUGUAUGUGAUCCGAGAUCCGUGAUGAAACACUAACAUCACUAUCAUACUAUCAAAGAUCCUGUUAGUAAAAAAAUUGUUGGAGGAUUAACAAAAAAAAACUCAUUUAUUUUACUCGUCUUAUUUAGAUAUUACAGUUGUACUUGGCGAAAAGUGAUAUUUAAAACAUACAA
Beta vulgaris subsp. vulgaris (sugar beet) is the source of this 3089-nucleotide messenger RNA. Its product is annotated as phytyl ester synthase 1, chloroplastic. The record is from RefSeq and is a predicted model, not a curated record. Bases 955 to 2859 code for a protein of 634 amino acids. NCBI's taxonomy places the organism in Eukaryota, Viridiplantae, Streptophyta, Magnoliopsida, Caryophyllales, Amaranthaceae. The transcript has 15 exons. Gene Ontology annotation, cellular component: membrane.